Messenger RNA from Cicer arietinum (chickpea), 848 nucleotides. RefSeq lists its product as uncharacterized. The record is from RefSeq and is a predicted model, not a curated record. NCBI's taxonomy places the organism in Eukaryota, Viridiplantae, Streptophyta, Magnoliopsida, Fabales, Fabaceae.
AUCCACUCUCCACUAGUCAUGCAUAAAAUGUAAUUUAUUCAAUUUUGAAGACUUUUAACAACACCACUCAAAGAACAUUAUUAAGCUUAAUUAUUCCCCCCUUUUUUUCCUUGUUCUAACUGAGCCACCACAUUCUUACACAUUUCUCAAUCACAUUCUUCAUAGAAGGGAUUGAUUGAGGAAAAAAAAGAUGUGUCCUCUAAGGCUCAUUCUCGUAUUCUUGUCCGCAACUCUCGCCGGUUUCUUCGUCCUCAGAAAUUUCAGAUCUCAGCCUAAGAUCGACGAUGAGGACGACGCUGAUACUACCCUUCCUUCGGACCCUAAAAUCUCAGAUUCUUCAAAUGAAAAUUCCAAGGUUAGGGUUGCGUUAGAAUCUGGGUUUUGGACCUUUGUGGAUAUGGCUAGUGGGCGUUAUCUUUGGAGGCAUGUGGUCUCAUCAUCUUCAAAGCGCUCUAGCUGAUGAUGUUUUCUUUGUGGUUGGAUUUGGGUGAUUGAUCAAUAUCAUUGACUUUGAUAUUGUGAUUUUUGGGUCAACUUGCACGCUUUGUAAUCUGUAUCAUAUUUGAUGUUCAUAGUAUUGUUGUUGGUUUUGAAUUUGCAAUACAAAUAAUGAUGAUGAUAAUGAUGAUAAUGAUGAUAAUGAUAAUGAAUACCCAUUUUCUUUUUGUUAAGUUGAUGUUCAUAUAAAUAUGUCCUUUAACUGUUUCUGUUAUGAUUGUUAAGUUGCUUCUUGUUUUCAUGUAAGUUGUGGAUUGAAUGUGGGGUUUUGUAUUGGAUUCUUGCUUCAUUAAUCGUGAGGAUGGAAACUUUUGCGGUGUAUCAAAGAAAUUUGAUAGUCUGUUUGGCUA